Messenger RNA from Didymosphaeria variabile, 777 nucleotides. RefSeq lists its product as uncharacterized. The record is from RefSeq and is a predicted model, not a curated record. NCBI's taxonomy places the organism in Eukaryota, Fungi, Ascomycota, Dothideomycetes, Pleosporales, Didymosphaeriaceae. The transcript has 3 exons. Bases 1 to 777 code for a protein of 258 amino acids.
AUGGGUGUAAGUAUGCAGGCCCAAUUUCUACCGGCCACCUCGGACGGCUGCAAAGGGGGUCAAGCCGUCGAUUGGCAAGUAGAAAUCACCGGAUAUCCUAGUAUCUUCACGCUCGCUGCGACACUCGAUAGUAAAGAUGCGAGUAAGGCCGAGGCUAUUUGUAAGAACCUAGUCGGCGGCUGGACAAUAGCGACGACCGUUGUCUUCUUCCAGUUGCUCCUCGCCUAUAUUAGCGUCUUCUUUGACGAGCGCGAGUACAGCCUUCUAAAUCCCAUGCGCCCGGCUGUUUGGAUCCUGGUCAUCUUCGUGGGUCCUGCACUCCUGGUUCAUGACAUUAUCUUUCCACGAAUACGUCUCUGGCUCAGCUACACGAAGAAAGUUGUCGCCGAGCUCCGCAGUACGAAAGACCUUCGGAUACCAUCACAGACGCAGUUCAAGCCGCAAUACCGAAAUUUUGAAGUACCGAAGACGAGACUGACGAAUGUCCUCUCCAUCGAACACGUGUUGCUGAACGUGGUCGAUUACUUACAUCACGAAGAUGUCGUGAACAUGAGCUUGGCAUGUCGGGCUGUAAGGGAAGUUGUAUACCCGCCAAACGAUCUCGACUAUCGCGUUCCAAAAUUAACGAGACACUUCGAUGUUGGACUACCUGCUGAUCUCAUGUCGCAGGCUGCAGCAUCACCGAGCAAUCCAAAUGUCUCUACUGCAACAAUAAAGUCUGCGGCUCCUGUCAACGCAACCCUCUCUGGCCCGGCCUAUCCGGCCGCCGCCAUGUAA